This is a messenger RNA of Cooperia oncophora, 636 nucleotides long. The record is from the annotation of a GenBank genome assembly. NCBI's taxonomy places the organism in Eukaryota, Metazoa, Nematoda, Chromadorea, Rhabditida, Trichostrongylidae.
AUGGAUGUCGAAGCGUUAACGAAUCAUGCAAUUGAUGGAAAAACAAUUCACGUGUUGAUCAAUAACGCAGGUCUAUCAAUGCGUGGAUCCAUAGAGGACACUCCGAUAAAGAUCUACAAACAGCUCAUGGAUGUGAAUUUCUUUGGACAUGUGGUGGUCACACAGAAACUGUUGGACGCGAUCCCUGAUGACGGCUGCAUUAUUGCAACGAGUAGUGUGCAAGGAAAAUUAGCAAUUCCGUACAGAAGUGCUUACAGCGCCAGUAAACAUGCAUUCCAGGCAUUUUUCGAUACAUUACGUUGCGAAUCUCGUCCCAAUCUGCACAUUCUUACGGUAUCAGCUGGUUACAUGAACACAGGUUUCGGAACGCGCGCCCUUGAUGUACAAGGGCAAGCGGUUGGUAAAGAAGAUGAGAACCAAAAGAAGGUUUGCAACUACCGUGGUUAUGUGAAACUGAAUCGAACAAAAUUCGAGAAGGAUUUAAUGGAUUUGAAACGAGGAUUGGAGAAAAAUCUGCUUGGGAAACCCGAUUCAAUGAUACCCAACGAAGAAGAGAUUGGUGGUUUUUUGCGCUCGAACGCUUGGCUACUAAGCGGAUUUGCAGCCGGAUGGUUGCUUGGCUUUGGUAUUGCUUAA